Verruconis gallopava is the source of this 1068-nucleotide messenger RNA. RefSeq lists its product as uncharacterized. NCBI's taxonomy places the organism in Eukaryota, Fungi, Ascomycota, Dothideomycetes, Venturiales, Sympoventuriaceae. Gene Ontology annotation, molecular function: ribosome binding. The record is from RefSeq and is a predicted model, not a curated record. The coding region runs from base 295 to 630 and encodes 111 amino acids. Gene Ontology annotation, cellular component: Cbp3p-Cbp6 complex; mitochondrion. The transcript is spliced from 3 exons. Gene Ontology annotation, biological process: mitochondrial respiratory chain complex III assembly.
GUAAAAAGACAAAGUACACAUCUGCGCGAAAAGGGUCAUCCCGUCCAUCGCCUCUUGUCAUCGCCGUGAUCGAAGGCGAGGGAGAAAAGGAGGACGAACAACAGCGUCCACGGCCUCCGAGCAAAGCCGUGCGUCGUCAUUGGUUGAACACGACAAUGCCCGUUUCGUUCAUAUAAUUCUCUUCGCUCCUCCACCACGUCCCUUCUCUCGAACCCACGAAGAGACUCCAUCACCCUUCAAUCCCUCCCCUAAAUAUCGAAUCGGGCCCCCCUUCAAAAAAAAAAUUACCUCGCCAUGUCUCGAACGCUUCUCACCAAGCACUACCAGCGCAUCGCGUCGCUGUGGCCUAAGGAUCCCAUGCGGCCGGACCGCGUCUUCUCCAAGGUGCUCGAGCACAGGGAGAAGCAUCUCGCCGACGCCGGCCAGGCCGAGCUGCGAAACAUCAACGCCCUCUACUCGCUGCUGGACGACCGAUACUCCAAGAAGUACCCGACGCCCAAGCACGUCCUGUCACCCCAGUCAAACCCAAACCACUACAUCGACCUGAUCGCCGAGCUGGAGAAGGCCCCGACGCGCUCCUGGUGGGACAACUUCGUCACGAACCUGAAGGGCCGGAUACGCUUCUCGUGACGGCCCCCCCGUACGAGGCGCCAUCUAAUCGGACGCGCUUGGCCUUUCUGAAGGGUGAAACAGCGAGAAACGGACGCGAUGCGUCCCGUCCUCUAAACCCUCCCCCCCUUUUUUUUUUCUUAUAUAUAUAUAUAUAUAUGUACAUAUAUACAUUUCUCACGACACUCAGGCCAGACGUCUUCGAGGGGGCCGUGCAUGGCGUCGCGGCUCUGUUUGACCGGCGGCUGGAUUCUGACGUGACGAACGCUGUACGAUACCCCCGGAAAACAAGAUGGUGAAAAAGAGGGAGACGGGACCCGGCUGGAAUGCGCGGCCGUUCGAGAGAGGCCAGGCCACAUCCAGAAUCCAGUACCCGCUGUACCAGUACUGUUUCGAAGUAAGAUAGAGGGAGAGAGAGAGAGAGAGAGAGAGAGAGAGAGAGAGAGAGAGAGAGAGAGA